Molecule: messenger RNA, 1997 nt
Organism: Sodiomyces alkalinus F11
Lineage: Eukaryota; Fungi; Ascomycota; Sordariomycetes; Glomerellales; Plectosphaerellaceae
Product: COP9 signalosome complex subunit 2
Exons: 3
Coding region: 69-1538 (489 amino acids)
Biological process (GO): protein deneddylation
Cellular component (GO): COP9 signalosome
Source: RefSeq, a predicted model, not a curated record
CGACAUUGAUACAGCAUCACAUCACCAUACCCUCUCCUUCCCCUCACGAGCUCUCGCCAAGCGCCAUCAUGUCGGACGACGAUUUCAUGCAAGAUUCGGGCGAUGAGCAGUACGAUUUCGAGUACGAGGAUGACGACGACGAUGACAGCGGCGAUGUCGACGUCGAGAACAAGUAUUACAACGCCAAACAGCUCAAGCUUACCGACCCGGAGGAUGCCAUCAACGAAUUUCUCGGGGUCCCUGCUUUGGAAGAGGAGAAGGGUGAAUGGGGUUUCAAGGGCUUAAAACAAGCGAUCAAGCUAGAGUUCAAGCUCGGCCAGUACGACAAGGCUGCAGAGCACUAUGCCGAACUCCUCACAUACGUCAAGUCCGCUGUGACAAGAAACUACUCCGAAAAGUCCAUCAACAACCUACUCGACCACGUCGAAAAGGGCUCCGAUUCGCCCGAAUCGUCCAAGUGCGUCGAGAAGUUCUACUCCCUCACCCUCCAGAGCUUCCAGAGCACCAACAACGAGAGGCUCUGGCUCAAGACCAACAUCAAGCUGGCCAAACUCCUCCUCGACCGCAAGGAAUACCCGGCGCUGUCGAAGAAACUCCGGGAGCUCCAGCGGGCCUGCCAGCGCGAGGACGGCACCGACGACCCCAGCAAGGGCACCUACUCGCUCGAGAUGUACGCGCUGGAGAUCCAGAUGUACGCCGAGACGAGGAAAAACAAGCAGCUCAAGCGCCUGUACCAGCGCGCCCUGCGCGUCAAGUCGGCGGUGCCGCACCCCAAGAUCAUGGGCAUCAUCCGGGAGUGCGGCGGCAAGAUGCACAUGAGCGAGGAGAACUGGGCCGACGCCUACCAGGACUUCUUCGAGUCCUUCCACAACUACGACGAGGCCGGCUCCCUCCAGCGCAUCCAGGUGCUCAAGUACCUCCUCCUCACCGUCAUGCUGAUGCGCUCCGACAUCAACCCCUUCGAGUCCCAGGAGACCAAGCCCUACAAGAGCGACCCCCGCAUCGCCGCCAUGACCGACCUCGUUGACGCCUACCAGCGCGACGACGUCCACGCCUACCAGGCCGUCCUGCAGGGCAACCAGGACAUCCUCGCCGACCCCUUCAUCGCCGAGAACAUCGACGAGGUCACCCGCAACAUGCGCACCAAGGGCAUCGUCAAGCUCAUCGCCCCCUACACCCGCAUGCACCUCGCCUGGAUCGGCCGCCAGCUCGGCAUCUCCGAGCCCGAGGUCCGCGACAUCCUCAGCUUCCUCAUCGUCGACGGCCGCAUCCGCGGCUCCAUCGACGAGCAGCGCGGCACCCUCGAGAUCCUCCAGGACCCGGACGCCCACCGCGUCCGCGCCAUGGCCCAGCUUUCCGAGGCCGUCGCCGACAUCUACCACGCCGUCUUCAAGGAGGGCGAGGGCUUCCGCGCCUCGGCCGCCUCGGACUUUACCGGCGACGAGCAGGGGAUGGACCUGUACGGCGGGGGUCCCAUGCCCAGGGCGCCGCGGGGGGGUUUCGGCCGGGGCGGGAGGCGCGGUCGGCCAGUACUGUAGGACUUUUGCUGGUUCUGAUCAGUAGUAGCUCGCCGCAGUCCUGAUUCGGGACCCAUUCCGUAGCCACUGCUGGCGGGCGAACGAUCGCUGGAGGAAAAGGGAGGGCAACUCAGUGUAGCGAACAACCGCCACCACAAUGAAUGAAGAGACGAAGACAUGAUUAGUCACUAGAAACAAUUUUUUUUUUCUUCAUCCUGUUCAUCAGAAUCAUUGGUCCGGGGUAAGAGGCAGUCAUUGUGCCGGAUGCCCCCGCCCACCCCCCAAGGUGACGUCGAACUUGAAGAACGUCCGGGGACUUCCGCCGGCGCUACGGUGGCUUGCCGCUGCAUACGGCUCCCCUCCUGACAACGCACCCCCCGGGUACAUCCCGAGCCUGCGGGAUGAUGAAGGCAAAGGAAGUGCGAUCGAUGAUGGAAGAGGAGGAGGAACGAUCGCAGGGAUGGACGGUCCAUGUUUUUU